CUGUAAUAACACCAAAACUGUAAUGAAGCAGCAACGUUGCAGUGCCCAAAAAGUAGAUCUAUAAGUGCUUAUUGCUCGACUUUCACAGCGACUGCGACAGCAGACGCCACGUCGACGGCUCUGUACUAAGUAGUUGUGUUGUGCUUUUGUCAAAAGAAAACACUUUAGAUCACUUUUGCUUAUAGUAGCCUACCUGCCUGCCAGAACAAGACAUGACCUCAAAACGGGGCGGGAAAGUCGCGAGUGGAACCCUCCUCCCGGGCCCGAGUACGACCGUGCGCAAGAAGGCUCCGGGAGAUGAGCCUAAGUCUGCCGCGACAAAGAACCUCCAGGUGGGCGGCUCGUUCCCAACAAGGACAUCAAAAGCAAGCUCGUCCGCGGCACAAGCAGUCAAUCCGGGCGGGGUGCAAAAGAGAGCAGGAAAGCAAGAUCGGGGCAAGAUCGGCCAGAAGGAUUCUGUUCGCGCAGUCGUGGCGAUUCCUCCAAACGAGGUGUUCCUCCUGGAUGGGGAAGGGAGCGCGGAUAUCCUAUGUAGAAACGUUCCCACUCCAUAGUUGUGAUGCAAAUCUGCAUGCACAAAAUGUUUGUCAUGCGGAGCAGCCCCAUGAGAAGCGUUUUCUAGCGGUGUUUUGAAAUUUGUGAUGCUCGUCUCAGCAUGAUAUACUAGAUCUGUGAUGCUGCUGCACUAACCAAACAGGACCACACUCCGAGGCCAAACUUGUCAUUGUGGAUUUGUCUAGCAGAUUCCCCAUCUUGACACUGGGGCGGGGACGUUUUUGCUCACAAUAGCGGUGCUGUACCUCCCGCGCGCCUUCGAGAACCCAGACGAGCUUUUGCGCAAGCUGCAGCAGCAGAUGCCGUGGGCGCAGGGGAGCGUGAAGCUGUUUGGGAAGGAGAUUCCCGAGCCCCGAUUGACCUGCUACUUUGGGGACCACAGCUACAAAUACUCUGGGCGACUGCUGCACGCGCGGCUGUUCCCGCCAAUCCUGGAGGAGCUGAGAAAGACCGUACUGGAGAGGAUGGAGGGGGAAAGAAGUUGUAGUUCAUCUGGUGCGCAAAGAACGAGCUCUGGUUGUUCUGGCAGUAUUUCUACUAUGGGCGGUAAGAGUUCUGUUUUGAUAUCUUCUGCAGCGCAGAAUAGUAUUAAAGUCGAUGUGAACGUGAAGCAGUCCCCUGGGGGGCAGCCAGCAGCAGCACCGCUAGUACCUGAGUAUGAGAGUGCGCAACUCCCCCUCCCCCUCAUUUGUAUGGCAUGAACAGCAUCACAAACACCAACACAAUUGGAGCCUGUGCAUGACAAGUUUACGCACCGAAUGUCGUGCGUGCUUUGGCUUCCGGAAUUCGUCAUGCAAACACUGCCACAAUACACCAACGGCAUUUGGGGUUUUGCAUUACAAAUGAGGGAGAGGGGGAGUUGUGCACUCUCAUACGGAGACGGCCUCGUUCAACAGCGUCCUGUUAAACCGGUACCGAUCGGGAGCGGACAGUCAGGUAUCAAAAGGAAAAAUCCCCCCUCCCCAUAUCGAACACGAAAUUUCUGAUGCUGUAUUUGAGUACACAAAUCGACUUGUAUUGCUAGAAGGCCAAGAGCCGCAGCUGUGGCCUCAUUUGCAGGCAAUUUGUCAUGCAGUUUCCCACUUCCAGCUGCCUCCUCUCAUGCUGACGAUGCAAGGCUUUCCCACGCGACCCAGCACUACAGCCCGCAUCUUUUCCCUUCUAGCAUGACAAAGCUGAUUUGUGACCACAAAUCCGCACCACAGAUUUCCGUUUUGAUAUGCGGAGGGGGUAUUCUUCCUUGCAAUAUCAGGGCUGGCACAGCGACGACGAGGCGGUGUACGGCAAAAACCCCACCAUCGCAUCCGUGUCCUUCGGCGCUCCGCGCGAGUUUCACUAUCCUGCGGCAAAGUAACGUUCUCACCCGGUGCUGCUGUGUGAGCAUUGCUUUUAUAAUUUGAUGUCAGUACGUGCUGGCCAAUAUUACAACGCUAUAUUAAUACGACAUAAAUGUGCAAAGAGAAGUGCGGCCCUACUUGCGAGUCUCCGCUUAGCACACGACGGCGGGAAGAUCAAGUUUCGUAUGCACAACGCACCAAAUUAUAACUUCUUCGUUUGUAGCUAUUUCAAUCGGAUUGGGCAUCGGGUGAGAACAUUUUGCCACGCCGGGAUAGCUCGUUCCGCAAAAUUGCCGACCACGGGAAAAAAGCGGCGGUUACCCUAGAGUCCGGGAGCUUACUCCUGAUGUACGGACCCAUCCAGCACUUGUGGCAGCACAGCCUCCCGAAGCGCGCAAAGGUCGCGGAGGAGCGGAUAAAUCUCACCUUUCGCCAGAUAGUCAAGCCACUCUGACAGGGGCGGGCUGAGGCACGAAUUAUAUGACGUUUAUUUUACGGCUAGUUGCACCUGUCGGGUUGGAAAAAAAAAAUCUAUAUUCCUGUGGGAAAGGAUGCUGUGCUGAGUUUGUGCCUCGAUAGUUCUUUUCCUUUAAUGAGGCCCAAGAUGAUCUUCACGCAGACAAACAAAUUCCGCGGGUCUGCACUGUUGCGGUUCGUAGGUGAAUAGUUGUUUCAAUGCGCAAGAAAGGGAGUCACGAAUCACAGCACUUGCUUGUUUGUUCUAUAGUACUUCUUGUGCUGUGCCGCCGUUCUAGCACUUGCUCGCACGGCGGCCAAUCGACCAGAAUACAUGUACAGAACUUUUCGGGAAGCUAGCGCGUUUUGCAACUCGAUUG
Amoebophrya sp. A120 is the source of this 2728-nucleotide messenger RNA. The record is from the annotation of a GenBank genome assembly. NCBI's taxonomy places the organism in Eukaryota, Dinophyceae, Syndiniales, Amoebophryaceae.